CCAAAGUAAAAUUUUACUGUGAAAAUAUUGCAACACAGUGUCGCUGCAGGAGAGAUGUUUCGUCAUGAUCGUGUUGGAGCUUGAUAUCGACCACUGUUGUCAUUGGGAGAAGCCCUGUUUUUGCCGCCCCCUCCCUCGCUGGGCCCCUGUGUAGAGCCGCCUUGCAGAGAGAGUUCAGUCGGGCUGGGAGAGGAAUGUGCUGGGAUGCGGAGCAGCACCGACUGUAGGAAAUCGACGCAACAACUCGCGCAGUAUGGACAGCAAUGAUCCAUAUCUACACCUCAACUCCACAGGGCCGAUGAGUACAGCCCACGCCCACCCCCCUUCGAUGGGCAGCAUGGUGGGUCACCCGUCAGUCAUCAGCACCUCCAGGCCCUUACCGUCCCCCAUGUCCACCUUGGGCUCACCAAUGAACGGCCUGGCCUCUCCCUAUCCAGUUAUUACAUCUUCCCUGGGCUCGCCCUCUGUAUCGCUGCAGUCUACUCCCAACAUGAACUUUGGACCACUCAGCAGUCCACAGAUGAACUCUAUGAACAGUGUUAGCAGCUCAGAGGACAUCAAGCCUCCGCCGGGCCUACAGAAUCUGGGAAACAUCAACUACCAGUGUACGAGCCCGGGAGGGAUGUCAAAGCACAUCUGUGCCAUUUGUGGGGACCGCUCCUCAGGAAAGCACUAUGGUGUGUACAGCUGUGAGGGAUGUAAAGGUUUCUUCAAGAGGACUGUGCGCAAAGAUCUCAGCUACACUUGUCGCGAUAACAAGGAGUGCCCGAUUGACAAGCGCCAGCGAAACCGCUGCCAAUAUUGCCGCUACCAGAAGUGCCUGGCCAUGGGCAUGAAAAGAGAAGCGGUGCAGGAAGAGAGGCAGCGUGGGAAAGAGCGGGGUGAGAAUGAGGUAGAAUCCACCAGCAGUUUCAAUGAGGACAUGCCUGUGGACAAGAUCCUGGAUGCUGAGUUGGCUGUAGAACCCAAAACGGAGACGUACAGCGACGGCAGCCCCGGGAACUCGACCAAUGACCCUGUCACCAAUAUCUGCCAAGCAGCAGACAAACAGCUUUUCACUUUGGUGGAGUGGGCGAAAAGGAUCCCGCACUUCUCCGAGCUCCCCCUCGAUGACCAGGUCAUCUUACUACGAGCAGGGUGGAAUGAGCUACUAAUUGCCUCAUUCUCACAUCGCUCGGUCACGGUAAAAGACGGUAUCCUGCUGGCAACAGGUCUUCACGUCCACAGAAGCAGCGCCCACAGUGCUGGAGUUGGCUCCAUCUUUGACAGAGUACUCACAGAGUUAGUGUCUAAAAUGAAAGAUAUGCAGAUGGAUAAGACGGAGCUCGGCUGCUUGCGAGCGAUUGUCCUCUUCAAUCCAGAUGCUAAAGGUUUGUCUAACCCAUCAGAGGUUGAGGGGCUGAGAGAAAAGGUCUAUGCUUCAUUGGAGUCGUAUACAAAACAGAAGUACCCGGACCAGCCUGGCAGGUUUGCCAAACUGCUGCUGCGCCUGCCUGCCCUGCGCUCCAUCGGCCUCAAAUGUUUGGAGCAUCUGUUCUUCUUCAAGCUAAUUGGGGACACGCCUAUUGACACCUUUUUGAUGGAGAUGCUGGAGGCUCCGCAUCAGAUCACAUGACACACGUCUUCCCCUUUCCCUUGUACAUACUCCCGCAUCAUGAGCAAUAUGAAGAUGGAAUUAAAAAGACUUGAUUGAAAUGUAAAACAGCUUAUUUUGUACCCAUUUAAAAAGAAAAUUGCAAUUAAAAUGUUUAAAAAAAUGUGGUUGUGGGGAUGGUGGAGUCAUAACACGAUAAAUUCCAAUAGAGUUGGUAUGGGAUUUUGUAAAUAGUUAAUUUCAGGUGUUUGUUUCAAAAGCCACCCAAUGCAAUUUGAAAAAAAAAA
This is a messenger RNA of Oreochromis niloticus (Nile tilapia), 1881 nucleotides long. It is a transcript of the gene rxrgb, whose product is annotated as retinoid X receptor, gamma b. Gene Ontology annotation, biological process: regulation of DNA-templated transcription. Gene Ontology annotation, cellular component: nucleus. The record is from RefSeq and is a predicted model, not a curated record. Bases 254 to 1615 code for a protein of 453 amino acids. Lineage: Eukaryota; Metazoa; Chordata; Actinopteri; Cichliformes; Cichlidae. The transcript has 10 exons. Gene Ontology annotation, molecular function: zinc ion binding; nuclear steroid receptor activity; sequence-specific DNA binding.